AUGGAUUUGCAGAGGGAAAUCAUCACGUCAGUUAUUUCAAGAUGCAGAGUGUCGUCUGUUCGUGAAACCUUAGCUUGCUGGGACAGACUGAGCAGUUCACAGCUGAAUAACUCAGUUUUUAAGAAUGGAACUAAACGUAAAAUGGUCGAACACCUUGUUGAAUUUGUUCAGGAAAAUCGGUUGAAUGAUGACAUUCUUGGAGACUUGGAGCUGGUCUAUAUGCAACUACAUUCAAGGCGCAAAAUCUGGCUGGUGUACCAACUGUUAGGUAAUGAUGUUAGUCUAAACCUAGAUCCAAGGACCUUGAGAUCAAAAUUUCUCAAAAGUUUGCAGCUGAAAUGGAAGGAUGGACGUGUUUUAGGUAACAUGCGAGUGUUUGCUGGUGCAGUUUGGCUGCGUAUGAAUUUGGGACAGAGCAUGAUUCGUGGAGGGUCAGGCAAGCUUCCAAGGGUUUAUAACCCAAACCACUCAGUGUUUAUAGUGACCUUCCCUGGAUCUCCAUAUGUUUUCAUUAACAAGGCAGCUCCUAGACUGCUGAACGUUGUCACAGAGGGAGUUGUGGACGCACUGAAUGCAGACAGUCUGAAGGAUAUCAAGCUCAGUGGACAUCAGGUCUCGUCUUUAGCAGAUAUUGUGCUGACAAAGAAUAGCAAGUCUAUGUUAAACAGGUAUCGAGAACAAGAAGACAGAGAGAACCCACUUUUAGUUGGACAAGAAAGAAAAAGAAAGGCAGUGGAUCCUUUCACUGAAACUGAGGGCCUAGUGGAUGAAGAGAGACAGCAGAAACGCAUCAAACGGGUCGUCCUGGAGAAGAAACUGGGCAGUGAGCCUCAGCCUGUGCUGGAGACAUUGGACUAUAAGUUUAAUGUCGACUUCCAUGGACAAGAACUCAGUGGCAUGAAAUGUUCAACCUCAGUGGAAAUCAAAGGCACAUCGGUAUUGAAUGGGUUGUACCAGAUAGCAGCCAGUGGGCUGGUCAAGUUCCCACUGCCCAAACACUUGACAGCUGUCACCAGCAGUGCCAGAAACAGUUUCACUAUUGAGAGUGCACACAAAAAGUAG
This is a messenger RNA of Candidula unifasciata, 1062 nucleotides long. Lineage: Eukaryota; Metazoa; Mollusca; Gastropoda; Stylommatophora; Geomitridae. The record is from the annotation of a GenBank genome assembly.